UACUUCCUCCAACCCAACCUAGUCCCUAGAACCUAGAACCUUCCACUCUCAUCCAGAAACGCUGAUUCCGGUGUUUUAAAAUACUUCACACUCUGCGCUGAAAUCGCAAUCUUAUUCUUGCGGAAAUGGCGAAGCGUUUGAUUCCGAGCUUCAAUCGCGUUCUCAUUGAGAAAAUCGUUCCUCCCUCCAAGACCAGCGCCGGCAUUCUCCUCCCUGAGAAGUCUUCACAGCUUAAUUCGGGGAAGGUGAUAGCGGUUGGACCUGGAUCGCGAGACAAGGCAGGGAACUUGAUUCCACCUUCCGUCAAGGAAGGUGACCACGUGCUCUUGCCGGAGUACGGUGGCACGCAAAUCAAGCUCGAUGACAAAGAGUUUCAUUUGUUUAGGGAUGAAGACAUUUUGGGUAUUCUCCAUGGUUGAUGAUGAGCCUAAAACUUGCAAAUUUUGAUUAGUUUUAAAUAAUUUAAUGUCUCAAUUAAGAAUGUAACUUGUUAUAAGCACUUGAGAGAUUUUUUUAUGGUGUUUUGUAUUCUGAAAAUGGCAGUGAGAAUGGAACUUCUUACUUUACUCUGCA
Molecule: messenger RNA, 573 nt
Organism: Cajanus cajan (pigeon pea)
Lineage: Eukaryota; Viridiplantae; Streptophyta; Magnoliopsida; Fabales; Fabaceae
Product: 10 kDa chaperonin, mitochondrial
Cellular component (GO): mitochondrion
Molecular function (GO): ATP binding; protein-folding chaperone binding; metal ion binding
Source: RefSeq, a predicted model, not a curated record